This is a messenger RNA of Trichobilharzia regenti, 3303 nucleotides long. NCBI's taxonomy places the organism in Eukaryota, Metazoa, Platyhelminthes, Trematoda, Strigeidida, Schistosomatidae. The record is from the annotation of a GenBank genome assembly.
AUGCUGCCUGGAUUAGCUAAACCAUCUGAACCUAUAGACCUGGAAUACUUCUUGAACAAAAGCCAGCUUGUGAAAAAUAAGGAAAAAUGUCCACCUGAUAUAUUUUUCAGUUUGGGAACGAAUCCGAUAACUGAUGGUUCGGCCUAUCUUGAGGUUAAUGACAUCAAAGUUUCUUGCAAUGUCACUGGUCCUACUGAGAUGCGUCAGGAUAGUCAGUUGGUCGCUGCUUUGAAAUUUGCCCCAUUUGUAUGCUGGUUGCCUAAGGAUAGCAUUGUGUCCUUAGAAAAAAAGCUGAGUCGUUUAUUUCUGAGUGCUAUUGAGCCUGCUGUUAUGUUGCAUCAGUUUCCGAGAGGCAAAUAUGAAAUUGUGGCAAAUAUUCUGGAUGUGUGUCCACAUAACUCUACUGGGUUAAUUGGAGACUGUUUGGCUGCUGCCGUCACAUGUGCGGGAUUAGCUUUGCUUAACUCUGGUGUUCAAAUGUAUGAUCUUUUAGUCGGAUUAAAUUUGGACCUGUCCAAUCUUGAGAAUAAAAGUGGUCAUAUUUGUGUUGCCGUUUUACCUCGUCUCCGUCAAUUUUCUAUGUUGUAUACAGUGGAUUCACAUAUGCCUCACACAGAGUUUCUUCAGAAAUCUCUAGUAUAUGCUAUGGACAAAUGUGUUAAGCUUGCAGAUGUAAUUCGAAAUAAUCUUUGUGGGCAGACUAGAGUCCAACAAAUGAGUGAAUAAAUUUGUAUGUAAAGUGUUCGUGUCUUUUUUAUUUUGAAUUCCUCGGUUUGAUACAUGUACACAUGAGAUUUCGAUGAAGUACUUUGGUUUUUGAAUAGGUUGUGUAGUGAGUAAAUUUCUUAUGCGAUUGAUUGGGAAGUCUGUGAUAUUUCUAACAAAGUUGCAAGCAUGUUUCUUCGUAUGUAUAGAAUAUCACUUAGCUGCAUUGUUGAGUACCCCACAUGGAAAUUUUUCGACAUCUUCGAGAUACGAUUUCUCAGGCAAGCUGUCCGAGUAUUAAGUCUUAGAAGUACUCAUAGAAAUGCUAUUCAUGAAGGGGUGGUUCAGUGUAUCAUACAUGGGUAGUUCGGUAUUACAUUAAUUAGAAAUUGUAUGCAUUACUUUUCCAUCCAACUGCCAGAAUGACUACGAUUCUGCCAAUCAGCCUAAACAGUCAAUCUUUUCUAAAAGCAAAACUGCAAAGUUGUUUCCCUUGAACACAUAAUUUUAACAGAUAAGAGAGGAAAAUACCUAACGACAGAAGAUAAGGGCCAAGCAACAGAUCGUGCAUUAAGGAAAUCAACACAUAUCUAUUGAUUUUCAUGUACGUAUUAUAGAUUAUUGUUAGCAGAAGAACACGCUCUUCCGAUUGGUUGUUUCUCACAGAAAGUUAACAUUGCAUCUCUUUGUGGCUGUUUCUUGAAUGUCAGAUCAUCUAUAUGCUAACCGUAUCCGCCCACGCAAAGCCUUUCUUCUCAUUUUUCUCACGACCAAUAUUGGGGACAUAAACAUUGACGUAAAUUACUGUCCACCAAUUUUGACUAACAGCCAACUCUCACUACAAACUUACCGACAUAUCAUAGGCUCUUUAAUAAUCUUAUAUUCUGAGUCGAAAUAUUUUGCAGAAACAAUUCAAUUCGUUGGAUGAAAUGCAUUUGUUUUUCUAUUUUUUUGACGCACAUAGAUUAUUUCUAAAAUGACUAUGUAGAUUUUAUUGACUUACACUUCUUUAUAACACUCACUUAUGAGGAUUAAUGACUACAAAGAGUAUCUCAGGUAAUACUAUACUACUACAGAAUUCUUAAGAAUUCACCAUUAUAUUAUCCUAUAGACAAAACACCAUGAUUGGUUUAUAUUUGAAUUUUUAUUUGUAAACUUAUAUAUAUUAGAGUUAAGCCUGAUGAGAUCUGAUUGAAAACAAUAUUGUUCGCUUAAAUGUGUUGUUCCAAAUUCUUAAGAUGUCGAAUAGUGAAAUUGUUUUUGACUGGAGUAAACAUCUUGAGUCAGGUCACUAAUACCCUUGUGAUUUAUCCUUUAAAGUUAUCUAAUUCAAACACUACUGUUGGUGGUUCAUUGGUAGGAUGCUCGUUAGCCAUACAAGAGGUUCGGGCUCGAUUCCUGAUCGACGCACUCUUAAACUUUGUCCAGUUUAUUUGCUGUUAGUAGGCCGGGAAGAGGGGGGGGGGCUGGAUGUAAUGCUAGCAAUCCCACCACGUAAAACAGCAAUGCUGCGUAAAGUUCAAGCUUAAAGCCACAUGUUCUACCUGAAAUGCUAAGGAAUGAAAUAACUUCAGCCACUCUAAAAGUGUACUUUUUCAUAAAUUUAUAUAUUUAUACGUAUAGUAAAAGUGCUGCCUAUGCAUGAAGUUAGACCUGAACAAUGUGUUCAUAUACACUUUGUCAAACCCGUUUAUAGUAAUCUUAAUGUUUUUGAAUGAAGCAAGAACAGGAGUUUUUGCAGAAUAAAGUGGUACUAACAUUUAUUUCGUUGCCUUUUCAUCAGCUGCUUACGGGCUAAAGUCACUGUUAGAUAAAUCUACAGAAACAUACUUGCACAGAUUUCAUUUUAAACAAAAAUCAAUCAAUAUAUGCACACAUUAAUUAUAUAUAUAAUAUUAAACACUAUUCCAAACAAUAAUGAUUAUAUACAAACUUUCGGCAUUCACAUGAAAGAGAGAUGAAAAUAUCCAGUUAGCAGGGUAAAGAAAGACUGACAACUGUUUCUUUCUGAACGCACAAAUCGAUGGAGGUGGCUCCAGCAAACUUGGGGAGAAUUGAGCUCUUUUGCCUAUUGAUAAUUUUGAACGAAUUUGUGACGUCCACCUCAUGACCCGUGUCAAGGAGAUGCUUGGCGAUUGCACUGUUUAAAGCAUUUGUUCCCUAUAGACAUAAGCUUUUUGGUACAUGUUCAGAAAAUCGUAGAUAUGCCCUUCUUUCUGUUCUUGCAAUGUAACUGCUUCCGCACAUACACGUAAAUUUGUAUAUACAGUUGGAGUUAACAUGAGAAGGAUAUCCAUCGAUUUUUGAUUGUACCAAAUAGCAAGUUGUUUGAUAGACGGGGAUGAGCUUAGCUGCAGGAUAGGCUCUGGCUAGUGACGUACUCAGUCUUCUGUUGACCAUUGCUGCAAUGUUUUCACCUUUAUAAUCAAGUUCACCUCAAAGGUUCACUAACGAGUAUGGAAGAUCUGAAGUCUUAAACGUAAAACAAAUCACAGUGCAGAAAAAGCCAAUAUGCAUUCAAAUUGAUUAUAAAAGUGAAAGCAUUGCAGCAAUGGUCAACAGAAGACUGAGUACUUAUGGAAUUUUCAGCAUGUGAUA